This is a messenger RNA of Macadamia integrifolia, 4077 nucleotides long. RefSeq lists its product as uncharacterized. NCBI's taxonomy places the organism in Eukaryota, Viridiplantae, Streptophyta, Magnoliopsida, Proteales, Proteaceae. The transcript is spliced from 7 exons. The coding region runs from base 829 to 3813 and encodes 994 amino acids. The record is from RefSeq and is a predicted model, not a curated record.
CAAAAUUGUAUAGUACACUUUUUAUCAUCUUCUGAGCUUUCGUCCUGUGUAAGGGUACUAGGGUAGUAACCACUAACCAGUAUGGUUUCUUCCUUGACUUGGCUGUCUUCCUCAGACCUCAAUUCUCAAUCAAAAAUCUUUCAGCUUUUAUGUGGUCUCGCUGGGACUAAAAAAGGUUUUCUUCUGCAGUUGUAAUUGUAAACACAACUCUCCCAGUCCCUCAGGCUCCCAGCCCCCAGGAGGUAAGCCUUUCAAAUUUGUUUUCUUUCCUUCAAUUGUAUCGCCCAAAAACGCUCCUUCCCUUAUUCAUUUUGGCUUAUUUUCAUGACCUAUCUCUCUCUAUCUAAGCGGUUUGGUGGAUUCCAAAAAUAGGCAAUGGGUAUGUAUGUGACUAUGAACUGAGCGGGCGGUUUUACGUUAUAAAUUCCUAAAUUUACUCUUCUCAUUUUGUCCUCCCUCCCUCCCUCAUUCGUUGAUCCGUUGAUUCGUUGAAUCGUUUCUCUCAUCAUUCAAUUGCUGGUCCAAAAAAACUCAGUUUUUGUAACAGUAUUGCAGGUAGGCAAGGGCCACAGCCCCCUCUUCUUGCAUAGUUUCUCUAGUUUUUAUAUGAUUUUCCUUAUUUUGGUUUGAGAGACUGAAGAGCAUAGAUGGGUGUGGAAGGUGUUCCUCCGUCUCAUCCGUCCUGGUUUUUUUGGCUUGGAAUGAGCUCAUACCAAUCAGAUUUGUUUCUUCGAGGCAAGUUUGAAUUGAAGAAGAAUCGCAAGAAGCUGACUGCUUGAUUUCAAAGAGCUAAAAGAAAAUUUUCAAAAAAAUUAAAAAUUUAAAAAAAUGGCGUCUUCGCAAGUCCAAAUGGCCUCGGCCCAUUUUGGCUGUGUUCUCAGGGAUCAUAAUUGGCGUCACACAGACAAAGAAAGAGAAAGCAACGACAGCGUCCGAGCCCAGCAGCUCGAGAAGAAUCUCAAAGACUUUGUCAGGGAUCACAUCAAAUCCUGCAUUGCCCUCUCUGGCUCCAGGGAUUCCGAUGAAAAUUCCGAGAAUCAGGUCGACAAUCAGGAGAAGAACGACCACAAUUUUAAAGGCCCGGGCAGAAGAGAGGAAGAACCUCAGUUUGAAGACGAGUCUUCGCCCUUGGCGAUGAAGCAUUCAAGGAUAGUCGAUCGGUGGGCUACUCGAAAGGCGAGGGAGAUGAUUAUUACCAUCGAGAGGCAAACCCAUGAAGCAGAGCUCUUGGCCCUCUCCAAUUCUCACCCUGUUUCAACGGUUGCAUCAUCGUUCGUCGCAGAGAGCCCUCGCACUCCAUCGGAGUGCUCCGUUGAGCUUCCCAAUCUGCACACUUCGUCCCUUCUUCAGAUGUGGAGAGAGUUUGAGUCAGAAAAAAAGCCGACAUCCGGGAACCACAUCAGCUUUACUUCGAAUUCAACGAUUUCCAGUGGCGGUAGGCUCGAUUCUGGAACAAGCAAUCCUGAGAAUGCCUUUUUUGUAGACGACCCAUCACCACGCUCUGAGGUUUGCGACUCCGGAGAUGAAAGAUAUGAGACUCCGGCGGCUCACGAAGACUCGUUUACAGAUUGGGAGUCAGAGCAGAACACAGCCAGUGAACAGCUUUCGUCAUCGCAGGAGCGGGUUUCGGAAGUUGGGAGGCUCUCUGAAGUUGGAGAAAGCGAGCGGCCCAGGGUUGCAGAUAUCGUUAGAAAACUGACUUCAGGGAAACCAAUGCCAACACACAGUUCAAUGACACCUUCGAGCGAUGAACCCGAUCAAGAACAGCCCACGGUGAUUGACCCUGUACCAGAAGGAGGAGAACAGAGGGGCUUCCUGAAUGUGGGCAAGAGUCCCCGUGUAAGGGGGAGGCAAGCGAUGAUGGAUUUGCUCAUGCAAAUGGAACGUGAAAGGCAGAGGGAGCUCAAUGAACUGGUGGAACGCCGAGCGGUAUCGCAAUUUGCACAACGGGGACGAAUCCAGUCGAUGCUUAAGCUCAGAUUACUACAACGGGGAGUUGCAACUCUUGAUCAACAGAGUCCAGCUUCAGCAGCAUCUGAACUGGGUAGAUUACAGCAGGGAACUAACAUAUUGGCACUAAGGCGGAAAUUUAGUCCUUACCGAGAGGCUGGGGAGGUCCAUGGUGGAGAAUCUGGAGGUAACUCAAACUCUCAUACACAGCUACCAGAUAACACCACAGAUUUAGGACAUUCUGGUGCUUCUGAUGAGGUCAUUAAUGAAGAAGUUCAUCAUCAAGAAGUAGCUAGAAUGGACCAAGAAAGCACCACCCCAAUGCACCACUUAGUACCUUCUAUUCGUGAAGAUAUGCAAGAAGAAGCUAGUCAGAGUAUAGAUUAUGCACGGCAAGGAACAUGCUCAAUGGUUUGCGAUCUCGCCCAAGAAGGAAGUAUAAACAAUAUGACUUCCUCACAUGAUUCAGAAGGGAAUGAAUUAACAGAAGAACGAGAGCCGGAUACUGAGCAACUUGUUGGAUCCACUGAUGGAACUUGGCUAGGUGAUGCUUCUCACCCGCACAAAAAUUGGAGAGGUUCCAUGCAAUCAUGGUACCAGGACUUGCUUCCAAAUAAUUCAGAAGAUGGUGAAUGGAACGUAGUGACAGAUGCACAAGAACCUGGAAUGCAGCAGUUUAGAGGAUCCACAAAUGGAACUUGGCUUGGUGAUGUUUCUAGCUCACAAAGUGGUUGGAGACAUUCUAGGCAAGCAUGGCAGGAGGAUGUGCUUGAUAACAACUCUGAAGACAGGGAGAGGAUUUUUGUAACAGAAGAACCAGAAUCUGAUAUGCUGCAGCUUGCAGAAUCUGCUGAUGGAACCUGGCUAAGUAAUGGACUUCACCCACAAACGGAUUGGAGAGGGCAGUCAUGGUACCAGAAUGCGCUUGAGAAUAAUUCAGAGGAUGAAGAAGGGAACGUAGUGACGGAUGAACCAGAUCUUGAUAGUGAGCAGCUUGAAGGAUCUACUGAUGGAACCUGGCUAGGUGAUGUUUCUCGCCCACCUAGAGAUUGGAGGCGUUCCAGGCAAGAGUGGUGCCAGGAAGUGCUUGAGAACAAUUCAGAAAAUGGGGAAAUUCGAGAGCUUCUGCAGAGAAGAAGUGUGUCAAGGUUCCUUGCCAGUGACUUGAGGGAGACAAUGGAUCAAAUGAUAAUGUCAUGCAUACAAAGACAAAGGCAUCAGUCAGAAAGCGUAGCAGAAGAAGAGAAUCAUUUUGAGCAUCCGUAUUCGGAAACAAGUGGUACUUCUGAUCAUUUUGCAUCUACGUCAUUCAACCUACCUUUGUCUAUGUCAUACAACCUCCCUUUACCAUAUCAGCUGAGACCGCAGAAUUGGUAUCAAGAUCAUGAAGCCACCAGGGAUAAUUCUGAACAAGCUGCAUCUACAUCAUUACAACCAUCUGAAUAUCAGAGUCGAGACAAUAUGCAGUCUGCUAUAAAUCAUCCUUCUCUUGAAAUGGAUCUCAUAUCUGAUUUGAGAGAGCAUAUGGUACAGCUACAUAAUGAGAUAUAUGAACUGCGAAAAUCAAUGGAGAGCUGCAUGGACAUGCAGAAUAAGAUACAACACUCCAUUAAGAAGGAGGUGUCUGCUGCCGUUUAUAAUUCAGUUCAUGGUGGGGAGGCAACAGAAUUGCGCAAUUGGGUACCAACUACGAAAGGAAAGUGUUGUAUCUGCUACGACAUGCAGGUUGACUCACUUUUGUACAGAUGUGGUCACAUGUGCACUUGCUUCAAGUGUGCACAUGAAUUGCAGUGGAGUAGUGGGAGAUGCCCGAUUUGCCGAGCUCCAAUAUUAGAUGUUGUGCGGGCAUACUCCAACUCUUAGAAUAUAUUUGAACAGGUCCUUGGUCUGGAGGACUCUCAUCUUUUUGACAAAAUUCAAUCUAAUUAAACCCGAGUUGGAUGUUGAUUUAUUAAGUAGCCAGUUUAACAUAUAAAGAAGAAAGGUGUGUGUAACUCUGGCUUAUUUUUUUGUACAGUGCUAAAUAUUGGCAAAAGGGGUUUCUCCCUGCAAAAGCACAUUGAUAAUUUGAUAUAAUCUGUUUGUGGAAUAUAAGAAUAAAUGGAACUCCAAACAUUGUUUGUUGAA